Coregonus sp. 'balchen' is the source of this 7525-nucleotide messenger RNA. NCBI's taxonomy places the organism in Eukaryota, Metazoa, Chordata, Actinopteri, Salmoniformes, Salmonidae. The record is from the annotation of a GenBank genome assembly.
GCAGAGAGGGAGCUUGGCCUGAAGCAGGAGAAGGUUCCAGGGGAGGAGUGGAGCAGCUGUGGGGCCGUGGCAGAGGAAACAGCCUCGCAUGAUCUGGAGGAGGCCGAGGCCACCAGCCCUAGGAGUACCUCUGAGGUAGCUAGGGGAUGGACUAAACACCAGUGUUACAGAACCUUCAGAUAAAAAUGUAUUGUGUAGAACAGAUUAGAACUUUGUCUGUCAGGAGGAAUAGGGGACCGUCAUGUCCACUCUAUUCAUUCACUGUCAGUUUAUCCAUCAUUUAGUCUGAAUCGACUCAUUAAUUUCCUCUGGCAGUCCACAGAGGUCGGAGGUCAGAAGCAGGACAGCCUGCUGAAAGAGGAGGCUCUCCCCAACACUGAACUACGGGAGAGAUGGGCCGGCUGCCUGGACGGUGAGUUGAGGAGUUUACAACAAACAUAACAGACCAUCUUUAUGAUGAUGAGAAUGAAAAGGAAAGUAGCUUAUAAUAUGUUGUCAUUGGUAUCAUAACAAAUCAACUUGAAACUUUAAGUUCACAUUUAGCAUUAGUUACUCUACUACAGUUUCUACUAUUACCAAUGCCUCUAAUGCUAAUGCUUCUAAUACCUCAUGGCUCCUGUGUUCUUCAGGGGCCAAUGGUUUCGGACGUCUCGGGGCCCAGUAAGAGUUUCAGUGAGCAGGAGCUGCAGCAGUGCCAGGAUGACUGGGGGUCCGGUCUAGACCAGGGGCCUGAACCACCGGGUCCCAGAGGGAGACCCAGGGGACCCCACUGACCCUCUCUACCGCCCUCGUUACAGCAUGGAGGAACUGGGGGGCGGCUUUGAGAAGUCUGGUUACGGCGCUGGUGGUGGUGGCGACCAUAUUCUAGACAUGGAAGGGCUGGAUAGGCUUCCUGGUUCCUCCGUCUCGUCUGGGGGCGCUGAGCUACGGAGCUGUGGGUCACUACCAGGUGAACCUGGGGGGGUCUGAGGGGGGAGACCAUCACCAUCGCUCCCACAUGACUGGCCCCCAUCAGAGCAUGAGGGAGCGGAUGGGGUCAACUAACGCGGUCCCCCCACCAGGAGGUGGGAGACCUGAACUGCCUGUUGAUCAACGAGGAGGGGUACCCUGAACACGGUGUUCCGGACAUGGGUAGCAGAGCUGGCCAAAGGGGUCUAACCUCCAUCCACUCUGGACGCUCAGCCCACAACAACAAAACAGAGAGCCUGUAUGGUGCCGCUGAUGACUUUGGACACUCUCUAAACCUCAGAGAUCGUUCACAAGAGCAGGUAACCGGAGGAGGGGGGAGGCGUCACGCCUGCAAUCAAUGCACAAUGACCUUCCCAGACUCUGGUUCCCUCAAGGCCCACAAGGAGAAACACAAAACUGGGAGAUGGUCGAGUUUAGGGCCAGGGCGUCUGUACUCCCGCACCCAGUGCGGUAAGACCUUCACCCAGGCCUGCAACCUCAAGGUCCACCAGGCCGAGGGACUCCACCUCUGCAGAGAUUGCGGCAAGGGCUUCACCUCCUUCUCCGACCUGAAGAGGCACAAAUGCAGCCAGACGACAGACAAGCCCUACUGCUGCUCCAUCUGUGGGAACAAGUUCAGUCGGCUCUGGAACCUCAAGCUGCAUCAGCGCAUUCACACGCAGGAGAAACCCCACCGCUGCACCAUGUGUGACAAGAGCUUCACACGGGCAGACAUUUUGAAGGUGCACAAGCGCACCCACACUGGGGAGAGACCGUACUGCUGUGCUGUGUGUGGACUCCGCUUCAAACAACUGAACCAUCUGAAGUCACACCAGCACAAACACAGGCCGAAUCUCGUGGACUGAGUGGUGGUCUAGAAAACAACUAUUUUUUGUUUAGUUUUAAUUUGACAUUGAGAACAUUUAUUUUUUGGGUGAUCAAUUGUUUAUUAAUAAGGACAUUGAAAAUAUGAACUGUUGGAAAUCUAACCCUGUGUUGAAUAAGAAUGUAUGCCUUAAAUUAUAGACUGUCUAUGAAUUGUCUGUCAUAAUGACCAUGCCAACCUACCAAACAUUUGAAUAUGGGGCAUUCAUGUGCUUGUGGGAUAUCGUAAGUCUGCCAUGAUUGUGUUCAAGUGCUUUUGAAGUCCGAACAAUUCUUCAACCAAUAAACAUUUAGCUAGUUAACGUUGCUAAUAAAAGUUAGCUUGCUUAACAUUGACAAUAUUGUCAAACUAGCUACAUUAUCCUAAUUGAUAGACUUUUCUGUAAAGAAUUUGAUUUUUUGUCAUGUUUUGGUUGAGAAAGUGAAAGGUAAAACGUCACAACUUGGGUAACAAUAUUUUUUCAGCGUUUUCUACUUCUAAUUACGACCUGGAGGGUCAUUCAAGUCCAGCACAGAUUUUUACAUAAAAAUAAAAACAUUUUAAUGCAUCUAUACCGAACAAAAAUAUAAACACAACAAUUUCAUUGAUUUUACUGAGUUACAGUUCAUAUGAAGAUAUCAGGUAAGUUAUAUAAAUUCAUUAAGCCCUAGUAUAUGGAUUUCACAACUGGGAAUACAGAUAUGCAUCUGUUGGUCACAGAUACCUUCAAAAAAAUGGGCCUCACAAUGGUCCUCAGGAUCUCAUGGUAUUUUUGUGCAUUUAAAUUUCCUUAGAUAAAAUGCAAAUGUGUUCGUUGUCUGUAGCCUAUGCCUGCCCAUACCGUAACCCCACCAUGGGGCACUCUGUUUGACAAAACUCCACAUUUAAUCAGCUUCUUGAUAUGCCACACCUGUCAGGUUGGAUUAUCUUGGCAAAGGAGAAAUGUUCACUAACAGGGAUGUAAACAAAUUUGUUCACAAUAUAUGAGAAAUGCGCUUUUUGUGCGUAUGGAACAUUUCUGGGUUAUUUUAUUUCAGCUCAUGAAACAUGGGACCAACACUAUACAUGUUGAGUUUAUAUUUUUGUUCAGUGUAGUUCAAAACCGCAGAACAUAAAAACCAUGACGUGAGACGUAAACACAGUACACCUACAUUCAAACUUGUUUAGGCUUAUAACUUUCCUAAUGAAUAACAAAUGACGAAUAACCAGAAUUGAUGUUUUAAAUACAAAUAACCAACUCAAUUCAAGUCAACAACUUGUAAAAACAUUUUUACACUUAGCGACGUCAUUCUCUUGCAGCAUGAUUCUUCCACACAACAAAAUCAGCCCCAAAUGUUUAGACAACAAAAGCUUUGACUCUUGUAAUCAAUACAUAAAAUAACAAGUCCUUCCAAAGCACUGUGAGAAUAAAUUGGGAUCCCUGCUUCGAUAAAACUAACAUGGCUGGGUUUUGAAUUCACAGCAAAUAGAAAGCCGAUAUGAGGGAAUAGUUAUUUCUAUACACCCUAUUCCCUAUACAGUGAGGGAAAUAAGGAUUUGAUCCCCUGCUGAUUUUGUACAUUUGUCCACUGACAAAAUGUUUUAUCAGUCUAUAAUUUUAAUGGUAGGUUUAUUUGAACAGUGAGAGACAGAAUAACAACAACAAAAUCCAGAAAAACGCAUGUCAAAAAUGUUAAAUUGAUUUGCAUUUUAAUGAGGGAAAUAAGUAUUUGACCCCAUCUCAAUCAGAAAGAUUUCUGGCUCCCAGGUGUCUUUUAUACAGGUAACGAGCUGAGAUUAGGAGCACACUCUUAAAGGGAGUGCUCCUAAUCUCAGUUUGUUACCUGUAUAAAAGACACCUGUCCACAGAAGCAAUCAAUCAGAUAGAUUCCAAACUCUCCACCAUGGCCAAGACCAAAGAGCUCUCCAAGGAUGUCAGGGACAAGAUUGUAGACCUACACAAGGCUGGAAUGGGCUACAAGACCAUCGCCAAGCAGCUUGGUGAGAAGGUGACAACAGUUGGUGAGAUUAUUCGCAAAUGGAAGAAACACCAAAUAACUGUCAAUCUCCCUUGGCCUGGGGCUCCAUGCAAGAUCUCACCUCGUGGAGUUGCAAUGAUCAUGAGAACGGUGAGGAAUCAGCCCAGAACUACACGGGAGGAUCUUGUCAAUGAUCUCAAGGCAGCUGGGACCAUAGUCACCAAGAAAACAAUUGGUAACACACUACGCCGUGAAGGACUGAAAUCCUGCAGCGCCCGCAAGGUCCCCCUGCUCAAGAAAGCACAUAUACAGGCAUGUCUGAAGUUUGCCAGUGAACAUCUGAAUGAUUCAGAGGAGAACUGGGUGAAAGUGUUGUGGUCAGAUGAGACCAAAAUCGAGCUCUUUGGCAUCAACUCAACUCGCCGUGUUUGGAGGAGGAGGAAUGCUGCCUAUGACCCCAACACCACCAUCCCCACCGUCAAACAUGGAGGUGGAAACAUUAUGCUUUGGGGGUGUUUUUCUGCUAAGGGGACAGGACAACUUCACCGCAUCAAAUGGACGGGGCCAUGUACCGUCAAAUCUUGGGUGAGAACCUCCUUCCCUCAGCUAGGGCAUUGAAAAUGGGUUGUGGAUGGGUAUUCCAGCAUGACAAUGGCCCAAAGCACACAGCAACAAAGGAGUGGCUCAAGAAGAAGCACAUUAAGGUCCUGGAGUGGCCUAGCCAGUCUCCAGACCUUAAUCCCAUAGAAAAUCUGUGGAGGUAGCUGAAGGUUCGAGUUGCCAAAUGUCAGGCUCGAAACCUUAAUGACUUGGAGAAGAUCUGCAAAGAGGAGUGGGACAAAAUCCCUCCUGAGAUGUGUGCAAACCUGGUGGCCAACUACAAGAAACGUCUGACCUCUGAUUGCCAACAAGGGUUUUGCCACUAAGUUGUGUUUUGCAGAGGGGUCAAAUACUUAUUUCCCUCAUUAAAAUGCAAAUCAAUUUAUAACAUUUUUGACAUGCGUUUUUCUGGAUUUUUUUGUUGUUAUUCUGUCUCUCACUGUUCAAAUAAACCUACCAUUAAAAUUAUAGACUGAUCAUGUCUUUGUCAGUGGGCAAAUGUACAGAAUCAGCAGGGGAUCAAAUACUUUUUUCCCUCACUGGAUAGUGUACUACUUUACCAGGGCCUGACACUCUCUGGUCCAAAGUAGUGCACUAUAUAGGGAGCCAUUUAAGACUCGUCCCCUCCCUAUCUGUGUUUGUGUAUGGUCUUCAGGUGUUUCUUCAGAUGGCCAGUCUGUUUGAAACACUUGCCACACUCAGAGCAGGUGUAGGGCUUCUCCCCUGUGUGGACCAGUUUGUGGCUCUUCAGAUUAUUGUAAUCCAGAAAUCCCUUCCCGCAGUAUGAGCACCAGUGUCUCUUCUCCCCGUUGUGCCACAUCAGGUGAACAUUCAGCUCCACACGCCUCUUGAACCGCUUCACACAGAGGGAACAGGCAAAUGGUUUCUCUCCAGUGUGAACGCGGAUAUGCGUCUCCAGGUCACGCCGGGUGAUCAAGCGUUUGUCACAGAUCGGGCAGACGAACGGACGCACGCCGCUGUGGACCACCUGCUCGUGCUUGGUCAGGCCGAAGCGGUAGACGAAGGUCUUGUCACACUGCGGACACUGGUGGCCCCGCUGGUCGCCGUGGACGCGGGCGUGGCGGUUGAGGCCCUUGAGGUUGGGGAAGUCCUUGCCGCAGGCGGAGCAGGCGAACGGGCGCUUCCCCGUGUGGAGGGAGGCGUGGCUCUCUAAAGCAGCGCCGCUGCUCAGGACACGACCGCAGUCUGCACACUGGUUCUUGGCGAGACGUUUCCGUGGAGACUGGGGAGACUGUUGGUGCUGGAACGGUCCCGGCGGUGACCACAUCGGUUGUGAUUGGCGGUAUCGGCGCCCCUGCUUUAACGUCAGCAUGCACUGGGGGGACUUCUUGAAUCCGGAGCGAGGGCUGACUUUGACAAUGAAGGGGAUAGGUUGAGGGUUGGAGGGAGACCGUUUCAAAUUUAAAGCCGCCACGGCCCCUGAACGAGGUCUUCCGCGACGAGAGGUGGUGGAAGUAACUUUGAACUGGUGAGGCUGUGAGUGAGGAGCGGUGGCAGGAGAAGGGUUUGUGUCCGCCCUUGUAGCCUGGCGAGGACUGGUGCGGCGUGGGCUGGAGGUGGAGGUAGCGUGAGGGCUGGGGCUGUAUGACAGGCGACGCUGUGGGUUGGAAGGCAGAAACUGUGUCACCAGACCUCUUAGCUCUGACCUCAGACCUCUCUGGGAGGUCUUGGUGACCUUUGACCUACUCCUCUUAGCCUGGGCUAGGGCCAAUAGUCUCUGAGCCUGCACCCAGGUCAUGUUUCUCUUCUUGGAUUUGGACACGCCUCCUCCUCCACCAAUAGGUGACUGUCUAGUCGGGGAGGUCACAUCAGUGUUAGCUCCUCCCUCUUCCUCACUGAUGACUUGGUUACUACUUCCUUGUCCAGUAGACUUGUCGUCAGCCGUCACACCGUUAGUGGUGUCCUCUACUACAUCCUGGUCAACGUGUGAUUCACUGGACUUUUCUCCUCCGUUCUGCAUCACCUUUGAGUAGUCGUGGUCUAGAGGGGCGGUUCUAUCUCCUCUGGGUUUCUUAGCAACCACGGGAGAUGUCGCGCUGUCCUGGGGGCGGGGCCUUAAGCGGAGGCGGAGACCAGAGAGGAUCGCUUCACGUGGACUUGACUUUCGGCGGCCGCCUACCUGGACAACAAUCUCCUCCUUAGUCUCUUUGGCGGGAGUCGUCUCCGUAGCGACAGACCUGGUUAUCACAGCUUCCGUAGACAUGGCAGGGAGGGGGGAAAGCCUCUCCCCCUCCUCAUCUUCCUCCACCCUCGGCGGGUCGCGUACUAGGGGUACUACUGACAAUUGAGCUAAAAACUGUGUCUUAGACAUUUGACAGGGGCCAGAGGGUGAUGGUGUGGUUACAGCAGGGGCUGACGGCUGUAGAGGGGCUUCAUCAGACGUCUCUGGGACAGCAGGUGACUUCGGAGGUGGCACGGUGGAGGAGCGUUGCACAUGCUCAGUGACCAAUGACGCCUGCUUUUCAGGGGUGCCGGAAGGUUCUGUCAACUCAGUCGGAGACGGAGAGGACUGGACCGGUGGUGUUAACGAUGUUGCCGUGCCAACACCCGACUGCUCCAAAACCGUAGGCGGUUGCGGUUGUGUUGGUGGUGCGGCCGGUGGUCCAUCGGUUACGGCUGUAGGCCUAGCUGGUUGUGUUGAGGGCACUACUAUUGGACGAGCUACAGGUAGUACGUCUGUGUGAGACUGUGAUGGUGGUGCUCGAGGAGGUCGGGGUGGACGAGGGGGUACGAGGCUGGGCUGUGUAUCCUGAAGAGGGGUACUGGGUAACCCGGAGAGGACAGGUGGCGGGCGCUCUGACGCUGCUGCUGUCGCCGUUACGGUAGACUGGACCGCUGUGGUCGUUUGGACAGUUUCUUUUGACAGAGUAGUUACCGUGGACUGGACCAUUACAGUCGACAGGACAGUUGAUGUAGACUGGAUAGUGGCUGGUGAUUGAGGAGAUGCUGUCAGGUGUAAUGUUGAUGGAGACUCUGCUGCUGGUAUUACCAGUGACUGCUGUUCUGUUCCAGGGGCCUGGUCCUGCCCUGCACUGCCCCUGGUAACCCCUCUGGUCCUGGGCUGGGAUGGGCUGAGAGCCUGGGGGGCCUCCUGGGUGUCUGGAUCUCCCUGGAGGAGGGCCGCUGCGGCUCC